Messenger RNA from Cucumis melo (muskmelon), 2583 nucleotides. Its product is annotated as protein NSP-INTERACTING KINASE 1. The coding region runs from base 414 to 2294 and encodes 626 amino acids. Gene Ontology annotation, biological process: protein phosphorylation. The transcript has 11 exons. The record is from RefSeq and is a predicted model, not a curated record. Gene Ontology annotation, molecular function: protein kinase activity; protein binding; ATP binding. NCBI's taxonomy places the organism in Eukaryota, Viridiplantae, Streptophyta, Magnoliopsida, Cucurbitales, Cucurbitaceae.
UGUCCUCUUUCUUUUUUGAUUUAUUUUAAUCUUGAAAACUUACAUGGAUUUGGUUUGUUUUGUUUGAUUCUUUUUAAGGCUUUUCCAUAUUAUAUUCUUCAAAACUUCUUGUCUCAAAUGACAAGCAUGCUUUGUUAGUGCCACUGCUGCCCACUGCCACCAAAAGCAAACUGCUCUCUCCACCUCCAUUUAGGCUCUGACAUUACAUGAUUUUUGGUUUAAUGGGAGAUUUCUGCCAUAAAAACCACAAAAAUUGCUUCUGAUUUGAAGAUUUUCUCAUAAAAUAACCACUCCCUUUUGAACCUCACCCUCUUUUCUUCUUCUUCUUCUUCUUCUUCUUCUUCUUCUUCAUUUGCAAUAGCUUCAACCUUCUACUUUGGCUUUGUCUCUGGUUUCUUGUACAUGAGCAUUUAAUGGGAAUGAAGAGAACUGAGGCUACUGUUUCCUGUCUUGUGGCUUCUUUAUUGAUUUGGGUUUCUUCAAUAAAUGCUUUGUUAUCACCCAAAGGUGUUAACUAUGAAGUUCAAGCUUUGAUGGGUAUAAAAGCUUCUCUUCAAGAUCCCCAUGGUGUGCUUGAGAAUUGGGAUGGGGAUGCUGUUGACCCAUGUAGUUGGACUAUGGUUACUUGCUCUCCUGAGAGCCUUGUCAUUGGCUUAGGAACCCCAAGCCAGAACCUGUCUGGAACUCUUUCUUCAACCAUUGGGAAUUUAACAAACCUUCAAAUUGUGUUGUUGCAGAACAACAAUAUCACAGGUCCAAUUCCACCAGAGUUUGGGAGGCUCUCAAAGCUUCAAACACUUGAUCUAUCAAAUAAUUUCUUCACGGGGGAAAUUCCUUCUUCUUUAGGCCAUUUAAGAAGCCUACAGUACUUGAGGCUUAACAAUAACAGUCUUUCUGGAGCAAUUCCAAUGUCUUUAGCUAACAUGACACAGCUUGCCUUUCUUGAUGUGUCUUAUAAUAACAUCAGUGGACCUCUUCCUAGAUUUCCCAGCAAAACAUUCAACAUUGUUGGGAACCCUCUGAUUUGUGCAACCGGGUCCGAGGCCGGUUGCCAUGGUACAACUCUAAUGCCUAUGUCCAUGAAUUUGAACAGUACGCAAACUGGUUUACCUGCUGUGAGAUUGAAGAGUCAUAAAAUGGCCCUUACAUUUGGCUUGAGCUUAGCUUGCCUAUGUCUGAUUGUUCUUGUAUUUGGACUGUUCAUAUGGUGGAGAAGACGAAGCAAUCGACCUACAUUCUUCGAUGUAAAAGACCAACAACAUGAGGAAAUUUCGCUUGGAAAUUUGAGAAGGUUUCAAUUUAGAGAACUUCAGAUAGCAACAAACAACUUCAGCAGCAAGAACAUACUAGGAAAGGGAGGUUUUGGAAACGUUUACAAAGGAAUUCUUUCGGAUGGAACAGUUGUAGCUGUUAAGAGGCUCAAAGAUGGGAAUGCAAGUAGAGGCGAGAUCCAGUUUCAGACUGAAGUUGAGAUGAUCAGCCUGGCCGUGCACCGUCAUCUCCUCAGAUUAUAUGGAUUUUGCAACACACCAACUGAAAGGCUUCUUGUUUACCCAUAUAUGUCGAAUGGAAGUGUUGCAUCACGUCUCAAAGGAAAACCGGUAUUAGACUGGGGAACAAGGAAGAGAAUUGCUAUAGGAGCUGCUAGGGGAUUGUUAUACCUACAUGAACAGUGCGACCCAAAGAUAAUACAUAGAGAUGUUAAGGCUGCAAACAUAUUGCUUGAUGACUACUGCGAAGCUGUCGUUGGAGAUUUCGGGUUAGCAAAACUUUUGGAUCAUCAAGAUUCUCAUGUCACUACUGCUGUGAGAGGCACUGUGGGACAUAUAGCUCCCGAGUAUCUAUCCACUGGACAGUCGUCUGAGAAAACAGAUGUUUUCGGAUUCGGAAUCCUACUCCUUGAACUGAUCACAGGGCAGAGAGCCCUUGAAUUUGGCAAAGCAGCUAAUCAGAAAGGAGGCAUUCUUGACUGGGUGAAGAGGAUUCAUCUAGAGAAGAAGCUCGAAGUGUUAGUGGACAAGGAUCUAAAAGCCAACUAUGACAGAGUUGAACUAGAAGAAAUGGUCCAAGUGGCUUUGUUAUGCACACAAUACUUACCAGGACAUAGACCAAAAAUGUCAGAAGUUGUGAGAAUGCUUGAAGGAGAAGGACUUGCUGUGAGAUGGGAAGCUUCUCAAAGAGUUGAUUCAACAAAGUGCAAACCCCAUGAUUUCUCUUCCUCAGACAGAUACUCUGAUCUCACAGAUGAUUCUUCAUUGCUGGUUCAAGCCAUGGAGCUCUCUGGUCCAAGGUGAAAAAACCCUUUUUUUCAAAAAUUCUUUGGCUAAGUUCUACCAGUUCUUGAAGAGUUUAGUAUAUUAAGAAAAUUUUCAUAGAUGAAGUUCUUUUUUUUUUUUUUUUUUUUUUUUUUGUUCUUCUUGGGGUGCAUAGGAGUUGAAAGUUUGUUGUAACAUAUUAGCAUGUUGAAGCUCUACAAGGGCUUUGUUAUUUUCUUCCUCCAAUUGUAUAGGGCCGUUUGAUAACAAUUUUGUUUCGAAGUUUCUGUUUAAGAAAAAUUAUGCCUACAGUAUCUACAUUUAUGCC